Messenger RNA from Hibiscus syriacus, 1190 nucleotides. Its product is annotated as probable WRKY transcription factor 69. Bases 115 to 903 code for a protein of 262 amino acids. The transcript is spliced from 3 exons. Gene Ontology annotation, cellular component: nucleus. NCBI's taxonomy places the organism in Eukaryota, Viridiplantae, Streptophyta, Magnoliopsida, Malvales, Malvaceae. Gene Ontology annotation, biological process: regulation of DNA-templated transcription. Gene Ontology annotation, molecular function: transcription cis-regulatory region binding; DNA-binding transcription factor activity. The record is from RefSeq and is a predicted model, not a curated record.
UUUAUUGCACGGUGGGUGUGGAGAGGGAUGGUGAGUGGUGAGUGGUGAUUUUAAUGCAUAUUGCUCAUAACUUUAUAUUAAAGAAGUGGCAAGAAAGGGAUAAGAUCAGAGUUAAUGGACGGUUCUGUGACCUCUGUCUCUCCAAAAUUGGAUUCAAAGGAAGAAUCAGAGGCAGAGCUCAAACCAACUGAAACUCCGGCAUCCAAAAGGAGGAAGGCUGUUGUCGAGAGGACUGUUGUGACCGUGAAAAUAGGAGAAAAUGGUGGAAAGGUAAAGAAUGAAGGGCCGCCUUCUGAUUUAUGGUGUUGGAGGAAAUAUGGGCAAAAACCCAUCAAAGGGUCUCCUUAUCCGAGGGGUUAUUACAAGUGCAGCACAUCAAAAGGAUGUUCAGCCAAAAAGCAAGUCGAGAGAUGCAAAACGGAUGCUUCAAUGCUCAUCAUCACUUACACUUCUACUCACAACCAUCCAGGUCCUGAUCUCAACACCAAAAACCGAACACAGUCACCGAAAGAACCCGAACCCAACGACAGCGGCGAGGAUCGAAAGCAUCAUCAACCUGAAGUUUCACAAGAAGAAGUGAAGAAUGGAUUACCCAUCAAAACAAGCAGUGAUGAAGAUGCAAGUGAAGAGGAGCCUUUCCACUACCUAAAAUCCCCAUUAAAGUUUCCCAAAAACACUAUAAUCAACCAAGAAGAUCCUUUCACUGGGAAUCUAGAGGGAACGUUUCUGUUAUAUGAUGAGCCACUCUCUUCUUGUUCUCGAAUAAAGGCAUUACCUUCAACACCGAAAUCAGAGGAAAAUGAUUUCUUUGACGAGCUUGAAGAACUGCCCAUAUGUUCAGCUUUCACUAGUUCCAUGAGAAGCAAGUUUUUCGAUGAAGGGGUUCCUGUUGUCCCUUCUUGAUCCAAGUGUUUAUAGAAGACAUGUAAAUUUAGAUGUUCAUAUUGCAAGGGAUUAUGCCUCCACCUACUGUCAUUUUCUUGUAUUUCUUUUUCGUAUGUGGGUUCACAAAAUGAGAAAGCUGGAUCAGUGUGGCAUGGAAAGUUUGUGCAAAUGGUGUCGUUUCUUAUCGAUGUGGGAGAUAGGGAUGAAAAAUGCUUUAUUGCAAGAACGGUAAAAACUAGCAAAUGACAACGGAUAGAGAAAAGAGGGGCUCUUUGAUUGAUGCCACCAGAGGCGCUGCUUUUCUU